AUGGAGCAGCAAAAGACGACGAGGAUUGUGAAGGAUUGUGAAGUGGAAGUCCGACCAGAACUCAAGCGGAAACCCAUAAGAGAAUCUCCUCCAAACGUCCCAAGAAAAAGGCCAAUGCGUUCUUGUUCUGCUGCUGCUGUUGAGGAAAAGCCUACUGUGCCUUUUCCAAAGCUUAUGCCAUUUUGGGAGAAAUAUGAAACGACGAGGAUGAUUAUGAAGGAUUGUGAAGUUGAAGUCUCUUCGGAAGAGGAAGGAUUCGAAGGGGCGUGGUUCAGAGCUAUUAUUCUAGAGGAUAGCCCAAGAAGGAUUUCAGGAAAGAAGAUACUUCGCGUUAGGUACUUAACUUUGCUUGAAUCGGACGGUUCGUCUCCUCUAUUCGAACACUUGGAACAGAGGUUCAUCCGACCUAUCCCUCCUCCGGAGGAGAAUCAAGACAAAGGGGUCGUUUUGGAGAAAGGGACGGUUGUGGAUGCUGACCACAAAGACGGGUGGUGGACUGGUGUGGUCGUUAAGAAACUGGAAGAUGACAACUAUCUUGUCUAUUUUGACUUACCACCUGACAUUAUACAGUUCCAGAGGAAGGAUUUGCGACGUCAUCUUGAUUGGAAUGGUUCCAGCUGGGUCCGACCAGAAAUCAAGGAAUUGGAUAAGUCCUCCGGGACAAUGGUGGAAGUUAAUUCUGCCGAAGAUGCUAUGUUGUGGUUCACUGCAAUGAUAAUCAAAGAGACUGGUGUGGAUGAUAAGAAGAGAUUCAUUGUGAAGGAAUGGAAUAGGUACCGGAGGAGCUGCGAUGGUGAUGAGGGGAGACCAAACAUGACCGUUGAUUCGUGCCGUGUUAGACCCAUACCGCCUCCUUCUUCGGUUGACACGUACUCGUUGUUGGAUUCUGUCGAGGCGUUUUCUGGUUCGGGAUGGCAUAAAGGGCUGGUGAGAGUAAUUUACGGUGACAAACGUUACACGGUUAAGUUAGAGGCUAGAAAGAUGGAAACUGUAUUUGAACACUCGGAUCUUAGGCCUUUCAUGACGUGGGAAGGUGGAGUGCCUCAGGAGGAGAAUAGCAAAGAUAACAACAGAAAAAGGAAACUAGAAGAAACACACAACUCAUGCCAUGUUGAUGAUAUUGUUGAUGUGCCUCUCUCUGCGUGGAUAAAUACACCUCCACCUACAGAUGUAUCCUUAGAUCAAGUCCCAAACGUCCUAAGAAAAAAGCCAAUGCUUUCUUGUUCUGGUGCUAAGGCAUUGACCCCUAAAAUGGCCACAAAGCCUCUGAGAAAUUCCCAGAAUCCUGAGGACAUUGGUAUGACAGUCACUGAAGCUGAAAACGCCACUGGAGAUUCGGGAAAGAAGGGAGCUGAUGCUGUGAUGAUGAAUGAUAAAACUCCUCCAAUUGUAACGCAGCAAGUAACAUCAAUAGAUGUAUCCUUAGAUCAAGUCCCAAAUGUAGUACAUAAUUCUGCUGGUGAUGUUGAGGAAACUCCAUCAAAGCUUAUGCCAUUUUGGGAUAAAUAUGAAACAGAGGAGGUAUACAAAACAUUACCACAGAAUCCUCAUUUCAGCCGUUUAGUCGAGCCUAUAGAAGAUGCCCAGGACCGGGAAAUGUUAGCUGUUAGUAUGAUAUCGACUUUCGACUGGUUGGUAAAAGAAGUCAGAGAUCUGCCGCCCAAUGUUUCUUCAAGUAAACUAAGGAGCAUCAUAAGUUGUUUUGCCAAUUUAGAGAUGUAUGGUUUCGACGUUGGAACCCCUCAAUCAAGGAUUGACAAAGUGUUGUCUCUCCAAGAUGAGCGAGCAAAGAAAGUGGAGGACAGAAAAUCUCUCGACAAGAAGAUUGAAGCUCAAUAGACCGAAAGACGCAUAUUUGAAGAAGAAAAGGUUGAGUUUCAGAGACAAGAAGCGCUUGCCAAAGAGAAGAAGGAAGCUGUGAUAGAGAAGAUGGGAGCUGCGGACAAAAUGAUUGAUGAAAUGAAAUCUUGUGCGGUAACAAUUGAUCAAGAGAUUGCAGAUGUGGAGCUGGAGAUUAGAACAUCUAUGUUGGCUCCAUGGUAAUAAGUUAGGAAACAACAUGUAAAUGAAGUAGA
This is a messenger RNA of Camelina sativa (false flax), 2075 nucleotides long. NCBI's taxonomy places the organism in Eukaryota, Viridiplantae, Streptophyta, Magnoliopsida, Brassicales, Brassicaceae. The record is from RefSeq and is a predicted model, not a curated record.